Exophiala oligosperma is the source of this 1780-nucleotide messenger RNA. RefSeq lists its product as uncharacterized. The record is from RefSeq and is a predicted model, not a curated record. The transcript has a single exon. Bases 70 to 1683 code for a protein of 537 amino acids. Lineage: Eukaryota; Fungi; Ascomycota; Eurotiomycetes; Chaetothyriales; Herpotrichiellaceae. Gene Ontology annotation, molecular function: ATP binding; RNA helicase activity; nucleic acid binding.
CUGGCAUGCAUACUGUAGAACAAUUUGCGCGCCAGCACAUUACAACACAACACCCUCACUUGGUCUCCCAUGGCACGAUUGCAGGCUUCGGAAAGUAUUGCCAGCGACUCCGCAUCGAGCAGCAGCGAUUCUGACUCAAACGACCAUGGAGAUUUCCCAACACCUCCAGCCAAACGACGGCGCAUCUCGAUAGACACUGACGACAACAACAACGACGACGACCACGGCCUCGACAACGACAAAAUCCGAACCACACUUGAACCAGUCUCAUUGUCGAGAGUGAAACCUCCCACAACACACACUAGAAACUCUUCAGUGCCAAAAUUGCACUCGAUACCAAUUACCUCGACCACAUUCGAGAGCCUGAAUGUUGCGCCAUGGUUGACACAUUCACUGGCCGCGAUGGCAAUUCAACACCCUACAGAAAUUCAACGAGCUUGUAUCCCAGAAAUAAUGAAAGGAAGAGAUUGCAUCGGAGGAUCGAGGACGGGUACCGGCAAGACGGUGGCGUUCGCAGUUCCUAUUCUACAAAGAUGGGCAGAAGAUCCCUUUGGGAUAUACGCCGUUGUUCUCACUCCAACUCGAGAACUUGCCCUCCAGAUCUACGAACAAUUUCAGGCGCUGGGCACACCGCAGGGAUUGAAGACGGUCUUGAUCACUGGCGGCAGUGACAUGAGGCCGCAAGCUGUGGCGCUGUCGAAGCGUCCGCAUAUUGUUGUUGCGACACCGGGUCGGCUGGCUGAUCAUAUCCUGCACUCUGGUGACGAGACCGUCAUCGGGCUAAAGCGCGCCAAAGCAGUAGUCUUGGAUGAGGCCGACAGAUUGCUUGCUCCUGGGCCUGGUUCAAUGCUACCAGACCUCAACACCUGCCUUACUGCGCUACCGCCGGCUUCCUCCCGAUUAACGCUUCUUUUCACGGCCACAGUUACCCCGGAAGUUCGUGCCUUGAAAGGUCUGCCACGCCCAGAGGACCGGCUGCCUGUAUUUGUUUCCGAGGUCACAGACCUGUCCGACUCCUCCGUGGCGUCCAGUCUACUUCCCACAAGCCUGUUGCAAACCUACCUUCAAACUCCCAUGACGCACAAAGACGCCUUUCUACACGUACUACUUUCGGUGCCUUCGUUCACAAAGGUGCCUGAGCCGAGCAUCAUCAUUUUUGUCAAUAGGACGGCCACUGCUGACAUUCUCCAUCGAACACUGCUUUCACUAGGGCAUCCUGUCACCUCGUUACAUUCUGAGUUGGCGCAGAUCCAACGGAAUCGCAACCUCUCCGAUUUCCGGGCAAGGAAGUCUCGUAUACUCAUCGCAACAGAUGUCGCAUCAAGAGGCCUCGACAUUCCAGAUGUUAAUAUCGUCAUCAAUUACGACGUACCUCGAAAUCCAACAGACUACGUGCACCGCGUUGGACGUACCGCAAGAGCGGGAAGGCAAGGUACGAGCAUUACUUUUAUCGGCCAGCGGGACGUGGCUUUAGUUCUAGCAAUCGAAGAGUACAUAGGGGCAAAGAUGGAAGAAUGGACCGAGGAAGGGGUCAACAUCGAGACCAGAGUGGUCCGAGGUCGGACAUUAAAGGACGUGGCAGAAGCAAAGAUGGAUGCGUUGCGAGAUGUCGAGGGAGGGAGAGACGUUAAUGGCUGGAGAAGGAAGAUUAAGAAGGACAAGAAACGUGCGUUGGAGGUAUGAAUGAAUGUUUUGUAUGAAAUGCUUGGAUAAUAUCUAAUGUGCCUGGAGAAUGCAACUGUCUCUGCAUAUUUGGUCUGAUCGAAAAUCUAAUUUUUGA